This is a messenger RNA of Trichosporon asahii var. asahii CBS 2479, 1023 nucleotides long. RefSeq names its product putative ATP-dependent RNA helicase. Lineage: Eukaryota; Fungi; Basidiomycota; Tremellomycetes; Trichosporonales; Trichosporonaceae. The record is from RefSeq and is a predicted model, not a curated record. Bases 1 to 1023 code for a protein of 340 amino acids. The transcript has a single exon.
AUGUCCCUCUCAGUGUACUGCACCGCGGCCGAGCCCGCGCUCUCGCACUGCUGCGGUGUUCUUUCCGGCACCCUCGGUGACGACUACUGCCUCUUGAGCGGUGACGAGGGCCAGCCGCUCAUCGAGCAGUUUACCACCUGCACCACCGAAAGCGCUGUGUGCAGGGAAGGUGCGCCGCCCCUCGAGCCCCGCCAGCGCACGACGUCGAGACGUCCCAGACGUACUUCAACUCGUCCCCGUCGGACGUCCUCUGCACGCCCUCGCCGCACUUCCUCAGCUCGUCCGCGCCGCACCUCCUCUGCUCGUCCUAGGCGCACCUCCUCCGCUCGCCCUCGCCGUACCUCUUCAGCGCGGCCUAGGCGCACUACGUCGGCGCGCCCUCGCAGAACCUCAUCUGCCCGCCCUCGUCGCACUUCUUCAGCCCGUCCCCGCCGUACGUCCUCUGCCCGUCCUCGCCGCACUUCCUCGAGCCGGCCUCGUCGUACAUCCUCCUCUCGCCCGAGACGCACAUCCUCCACCCGCCCCCGCCGUACCUCCUCAGAACCUCCUAGGCGUACCUCGACGGCCAGGGCUCGUCCCACGAGCCAAGCCACCAUCAGGGAGACAGUUACAGUGCAGUCUGUCGAGCCCUCGCCCGUGCCUUCGCCCUCGCCCAGCCCCGUCCCAAUUACCGCCACUGCAGAGGCGCCAGCUCCUGAAACAGUCACCGUUACAAGCGAGGCUCCGGCCAGCACCGUGGAGGUUACGGCGAGCACCUCCGAAUCAGCGACUAGCGAAGCCUCCAACUUGCCGAGCGGGGAGGCCAGUCUUGCGCCUGCUGUGUCAAGCAGUGCUGUGACUUCGUCGUCGGCGAGCCCGGCCGUCAAUCAGUCCGUGAUCAUCCGAACCCGGACUCGACAGGACGGCGGUGCGGUAACCGUCACAUCUCCUAUCGGUCAAGCUGUUGCCGAAGCUCCCCGCAUGCGUCGUCUGAGCGCCAUGGGGCUCCUCGCUGCCGCUGCGGUGGCCAUUCUGGUCAACUAA